CCCGGCCUGCUGCUCCGCCUUAAUCCCCAUCUAACCCCAGGAUUUGUCCUCCUCCACCCAGCCGCCAAACCUUCUCGAAGCUUCCCCACCCCGACCCCGCCCCGAUCCGAUCGGACCGCCCGCCCGCCAUGGCCGACGAGGCGAAGGCCAAAGGUAAUGCGGCCUUCUCGGCAGGCCGCUUCGAGGAGGCGGCGGGGCACUUCUCCGACGCCAUCGCGCUCGCCCCCGCCAACCACGUUCUCUACUCCAACCGCUCGGCGGCGCUCGCCUCGAUCCACCGCUACUCCGACGCGCUCGCCGACGCCGAGAAGACCGUCGAGCUCAAGCCCGACUGGGCCAAGGGCUACUCGCGCCUCGGCGCCGCCCACCUCGGCCUCGGCGACGCCGCCAGCGCCGCCGCCGCCUACGAGAAGGGCCUCGCCCUCGAUCCCAGCAACGAGGGCCUCAAGGCCGGCCUCGCUGACGCCAAGAAGGCUGCCGGCGCCCCGCCGCGCCGCGCGCCGUCUGGCGGCGCCGACGCCAUCGGCCAGAUGUUCCAGGGCCCCGAGCUCUGGACCAAGAUCGCCUCCGACGCCGCUACGCGCGCCUAUCUCGACCAGCCCGACUUCAUGCAGAUGCUGCGGGAGGUGCAGCGGAAUCCCAGCAGCCUCAACACGUACCUGUCCGACCCGCGCAUGAUGCAGGUGCUCAGCCUCAUGCUUAACAUCAAGAUCCAGACGCCCCAGGACUCCGAUUUUUCGCAGUCUUCCUCGCCGUCGCAGCCGCCACCGCAGCAGCAGAAGCAACAGCCUGAGACAAAGGCGAGGGAGAUGGAGCCUGAGCCACAACCGGAGCCGAUGGAGGUGUCUGAUGAGGAGAAGGAGCGGAAGGAGAGGAAAGCUGCUGCUCUGAAGGAGAAGGAGGCAGGGAAUGCAUCCUACAAGAAGAAGGACUUUGAGACGGCGAUCCAGCAUUACACAAAGGCCUUGGAACUUGAUGACGAGGACAUCUCCUACCUCACUAACCGAGCAGCGGUGUACAUCGAAAUGGGCAAGUACGAUGAGUGCAUUGAGGACUGUGAUAAGGCUGUGGAGAGGGGAAGAGAACUUCGUGCUGAUUUCAAGAUGGUUGCAAGGGCACUAACAAGAAAAGGAACUGCUCUGGCCAAACUUGCUAAGAACUCGAAGGACUAUGAUAUUGCCAUUGAGACUUUCCAGAAGGCUCUAACUGAGCAUCGGAAUCCAGACACUCUUAAAAGGUUAAAUGAGGCUGAGAAGGCAAAGAAAGACUUAGAGCAACAAGAGUAUUAUGACCCAAAGUUAGCUGAUGAGGAGAGGGAGAAAGGUAAUGAGAUGUUCAAGCAGCAGAAGUAUCCAGAAGCAAUAAAGCAUUACAAUGAGGCUAUCAGGAGGAACCCGAAGGAUGCUAGGGUGUACAGUAAUAGGGCUGCAUGUUACACCAAGUUGGGAGCCAUGCCUGAAGGUCUUAAAGACGCAGAGAAGUGUAUUGAGCUAGACCCAACCUUCACCAAAGGGUAUACAAGAAAAGGUGCAGUUCAGUUUUUCAUGAAGGAAUACGAAAAGGCAAUGGAAACUUACCAGGCUGGGUUGAAACUUGACCCAAAUAACCAGGAACUGCUUGAUGGUAUAAGGAGGUGUGUUGAGCAGAUCAACAAGGCUAACAGGGGUGACAUAAGUCAGGAGGAUUUGCAGGAGAAACAGAGUAAAGCUAUGCAGGACCCAGAAAUCCAGAACAUCCUUACCGAUCCCAUCAUGCGACAGGUGUUGAUGGAUUUCCAGGAGAACCCUAGGGCUGCUCAGGAUCAUCUGAAGGACCCUGGAGUAGCACAGAAGAUCCAAAAGCUCAUAAACGCUGGAAUAGUCCAAACGAGAUGAUCAAGCAAAGCUAGAACGAAGCCAGGGGCGUUUGUAUUGAGAUUGUGCUCGGUUGUGUCACCAUUGUACACUGCUUCUCUGCCCAGCGUGAACGAACUUCUAUUGUAUGCCAUGGGGCUUUUCUGUUGGAUUCGUGAGUACAGCCUGCCACAACGUUAUUCCUGUUUACGGCUAUAUUAUGUUAUUACAGUUUUAUGUGGGCAAUGCCCCAUAUUAUUAGUUGUAGCCGUUUUUGCCUUCACAGUGGACAGACAACAGUAGAAUGUUAUUGUAUUUUAUUUCUUGCUCUAGGGAAAUGCUGUCAAUGGAGAAAAUUCAUUGCCGCC
Messenger RNA from Triticum dicoccoides, 2200 nucleotides. RefSeq names its product hsp70-Hsp90 organizing protein. Gene Ontology annotation, molecular function: Hsp90 protein binding. The record is from RefSeq and is a predicted model, not a curated record. The coding region runs from base 129 to 1874 and encodes 581 amino acids. The transcript has 7 exons. NCBI's taxonomy places the organism in Eukaryota, Viridiplantae, Streptophyta, Magnoliopsida, Poales, Poaceae.